Callorhinchus milii (elephant shark) is the source of this 742-nucleotide messenger RNA. It is a transcript of the gene plekhb1, whose product is annotated as pleckstrin homology domain containing B1. Gene Ontology annotation, cellular component: membrane. The record is from RefSeq and is a predicted model, not a curated record. Bases 116 to 688 code for a protein of 190 amino acids. Lineage: Eukaryota; Metazoa; Chordata; Chondrichthyes; Chimaeriformes; Callorhinchidae. The transcript has 7 exons. Gene Ontology annotation, biological process: regulation of cell differentiation.
CUGCAGCAUUUGGUUAGGUCAACUUAAAUCGUUGUGAACUACACAUGGAUACGUCUUGCUUGUUCAUUCUUGUUUCGAGUUGGAGUGAAUCCGGAGUCAAGUUAACAAUAGCGGAAUGGCCCUGUUGAAGAGUGGCUGGAUGUGGAGACAAAGCUUCGUUCUGCGACGAUGGAGGAAGAACUGGUUUGAUUUAUGGAUGGACGGAAGUCUUGUGUAUUACCAAGAUGAAGAUCGCCGUAACAUGGAGGACAAGAUCCAUCUCAAAGUCCAUUGUACAUAUAUAUCGAUUGGGUUUGAAUGCACAGAUGGUACACUACCACAGGAAUGCAGUCGAGAAUGCAUGUUACUGAUUCACCUCAGAGACGGAUCAAAGCUUAGGCUCUGCGCAGACAGUGCUGAUGAUGCAUUGGCGUGGAAGCUGGCUUUUCUGGAAGCUAAGUCUAACCCGGUCCUCAUGUAUGAUCCCGCUGAUGAAUCUUAUCAGACUGUUCCACCGGAUGCUUAUCACAAUGUGUACGUUACCCCAGGCUAUUAUGACUUUCCUUGGUCAGUGCCCAGGACCAGCCGUGUAUUUGCUCACUAUGAUCCAUAUCACAACACAGGAAAUCAGAUUGCACUGGGAAUGCUUGCUGGAGUUGCAACAUGUGCUGCCCUGCGUACCCUCAUCUGGAUGCCGUGCUGGUUCUAGUUCAUCACCGUGCUACUGAGACAAUAAUUACAACAACAGCUUGCAUUUACAUAG